Cercospora beticola is the source of this 2748-nucleotide messenger RNA. RefSeq lists its product as uncharacterized. Lineage: Eukaryota; Fungi; Ascomycota; Dothideomycetes; Mycosphaerellales; Mycosphaerellaceae. The record is from RefSeq and is a predicted model, not a curated record.
CCAGAUGUCAUUCUAGGUAUGAGAUUUGGGUACGCACGUGCCGUAGCUUAGCUCAGCCAUCCAUUGAUGUACUCCCAGCGUCACAUCACGCCCGCGACAAGCUACAACAUUGACGACCACUCUACUCCGGCUUCAAUAGCUUCAUCUUGGAGCACUUCCUCUUCGCUUCGACAACGUCGACACCACGCCGUUUGCCACUCCACCCAUCCUGCGGCCACUAAGCCCUCUCGCAAACACGCUGCCGGAGUGCACGCCAUCGCCGACGACUCGAGCUCCGACAACAUCCUCAUCCUGCAAAACGAUGACGACUACGAGGCCAUCGUUCAGCUUCUUCACAUAGCAUCGCUGCUCCCACAGUGCGUCUUGGACGCGAUGUCCACCUCAUCGCCCGCAAUCGAUGUCGCAAUUAGUCUCGGGCCUACAGAAUCCCUCGACGCUCUUGUCAACAAACUCCAGACAUGCUGCGACCCGAGUGAGCGGCUGGAAUGCAUGAUACAGUGCUGGACAAAGUACCAGAGCCAACCAGAAUGGAACGCGGCGUCGCUAGACCGAUGGAAGGAGCUGGACAAGCUGCUAGGAAAGAACAUGCUCGAUGCCGUGGACAAUGACGUGGUGAGCCGGGCUCGUGAGCUGGCAAUCGCCUCACAAAGAGAUCCAAAGAACGAACCCACGGAGCUCCUAGGACGCCUCGCUGCGCUGCACGACACGGAAUGGAAGCUCCGCCCUUACGAGCUCCUUCGCGACCUCCACGAAGAUGCGCUGAAAGACAGCUUCAUGAAAGACCUUCGUCGAAUUGCGUGCACCAUCAAAGACGCUGCGGGCGCAACGGUGCCGUGGGUAGUUACCGUCAUUGCUCUGCACAAUGCUGCUGCCACACGGCUACGCAAAGCAAAACACAGAGCUACACGCGAGCGCUUUCGGGCCCCCGAUACAGAUGACGCGAUCAAGGCACUCAUCGAGGGCGAGGAUGCACAAUUUCAUGUCGUUGCUCAUAAAAAAAGGAAGCGAGCGCCAGCGGUUACUCUUGGCGAUGGUUCUAAGCCGCGUGACCAUGCCACGGAGCAGGGCGAGCAUGAUUUGGGGGAGAAUGCAAUGAAGCAGAACAAGCGGAAGGAUCUACUGGGAGAGAGCGAGCUAAUCGCAGAUGAUCUUAGAGAAGGCGGCGAUGAUGAGCGAAACGGAGACACCUACGCAGGCGCUGUGCAUCAAAUUGGCCUAUGGACGACACCUCCUCGCCCUGAGACGCGACGCGCUAUGAUCUUUCCACCCUCUGGAACCCCGGUGGACCGAGAGACUGCAAUGAGAACAGCAACGGCCGAUAUCAUUGAUCUGAGUCUGCGCACCGAAGUGACGGACACUCACGAUCUGGAUGUAAGCGGAAUUGCAAGCCAGCCUGAUGAUGCCCCUGUGCACGUCAACGACGACCACGGUGAUGAACAGAUGGGACUACCCAACUCGGACGACACGGAGGUCACGGAAGCGUUAGUCGAGGUCGGUUGGCAGGGCUAUGCAUCUCUUGCCACAGGUAACAAUGCGAGCUCGCACAUAUUGUUCGACACAGACCAGAGAAGCGUCUCCACCGCUCCGCGCGAUAACCUUCCUCCGGCUUCGUCUGUCAGCGGCGAAAAGGACAUCUUCAAGACCAGCCCUUGCCUCGCCCGGAAACAUGCACUCACAAUGGAGGCUGCGAACAUGGACACCCCAGACCAUACUGCUAUGAAGGACACCAUGUUAGAACAGUGGGAGCUCGAGCCGGCUCUGCCCUUCCAUGACGCGCCGGUGCCCAAGCCCUCUGCAUUCGUCACUGGCCAACGACCUGCAACGCGGAGUGGGCGAUUGGCCGUAGAGGUGGUGACACGCCAGGAAAUCUCGUCACUACUGACGACGCAUACAGCAAAGUGUCAGGUCUUGCUAACGACGGAUACUGCUGGUGCUCUGCAAUCUUUGCAGCCUGGAAACUGGUUAUCCUCUACGGCAUUGUGUUCCAUCCUCCGUCUAUCUAAUCCAGAUGUCACGCAGCACUUGAUUCUUGACAGCUCCUGCCUGGACGUGUCCGACGCAGCUGAUGUUCACCGCCGAGCUGAGCAUCUCCAGCAGCGUAAAUCUCAAUCGGUCUUCUACAUGCUCAUCAAUACCGGCAACUGCCACUGGGCACUAUGCUUGCUGGAACGCAUCAAUGCGAAGAUGGAAAUGUAUGACCCAUUGCCAUACAGCACGACUCGGUCGCUUCACGCUUAGGGAGCAAUAGAGCAGUACGUUCGUGCCCUUGGCCGCCCUGAUAUACCAACACCCUCGCCGGAUCAAGUGAUUGCGCCCCUUGCGUGGACGACACGACCACCGCCGGCUCUGCAUCAGAGCAACACACACGAUUGUGGUGUAUACGUGGCAGUGCGCGCGAUUUUCCACAUGUACCAUCAGCAAUGCCCCACCAGCAUUGUGCCAGAAGUCUGGCGCCGAGCAUUCGCGGCACUCCUAGACGAUGAAAACGUGGUUUCUCUGAGUGAGGCGCCUUCCUCCCCGCAAUGUAUCCUGAAGACACUGAUACAGGCUAUCAAAGUACCUGUCGAAGGCGAGGAGGACCCCUUUCACUCUCCUCCCAAUUUGGAACGCGCGCUGCAUCAUGACAAAUUGGCUCGCUGUUUGACGCUGCUGCAGCAAGAAACGUGCUUGAUUCAGGAGUUAUACGAGGCCACGUAUGCGGCAGCACAAGCCAAGUCGAAUGAGUUGCAGAGGUGUAUUAAGUGGGCU